AUGACGAAACAACUCGCUCCCGGUGCUCGACUGGAAGGGAAGGUUGCUAUUGUUACUGGAGCCGGAUCCGGUUUCGGCGCCGCCAUCGCGCAGCGCUUCGCCUCCGAAGGAGCCAAGGUCAUCGUGGCGGAUAUCAGUGUCGAAGGGGGCCAGAAGACGGCCGCCGCCGAUCCAGAAAAUAUUGUGUUCGAGCAGAUGGACGUGACCAAGGCAGCGGAUUGGAAGCGCAUUGUGGAGAAGGCGGUGUCGUUGUUUGGGAAAUUGGAUGUGUUGGUGAAUAAUGCGGGGACGACGUAUCGAAAUAAGCCGACGCUGGAAGUCACCGAAGACGAAUGGGAGCGCGUGUUCAAUGUGAAUGUCAAGGGAGUUUAUCUGGGCAGUCAGGCGUUCGUGGCUCGGGUGAUUGAGCAGGGCCAGGGCGGGUCGAUCAUUAAUAUCUCGUCGACGGGAGCGUCGAGACCUCGGCCUGGGUUGGUGUGGUAUAAUGCGUCCAAGGGGGCGGUUUCGAAUGCUACCAAGGGUCUGGCGGCUGAGUAUGGACCGCAUAAUAUCCGUGUCAAUUCGGUCGCUCCUCUUCUCUCGGCUACGCCGUUGUUCUCCGUGUUCACGGGAAUGGAAAAUACGCCGGAGAACUGGGAGAAGUUCAUUGGAAAUGUGCCGUUGGGCCGUCUCUCGGAGGGGAGUGACAUUGCGAACAUUUGUCUGUAUCUGGCCAGUGAUGAGGGUCGGUUUAUCAACGGGACGGAGAUGGUCAUUGAUGGUGGAAAGUGUAUCUGA
Messenger RNA from Aspergillus luchuensis, 777 nucleotides. RefSeq lists its product as uncharacterized. The record is from RefSeq and is a predicted model, not a curated record. The coding region runs from base 1 to 777 and encodes 258 amino acids. NCBI's taxonomy places the organism in Eukaryota, Fungi, Ascomycota, Eurotiomycetes, Eurotiales, Aspergillaceae. The transcript is spliced from 4 exons.